Cydia splendana is the source of this 922-nucleotide messenger RNA. RefSeq names its product proteasome subunit beta type-4 (gene Prosbeta7). The transcript has 5 exons. NCBI's taxonomy places the organism in Eukaryota, Metazoa, Arthropoda, Insecta, Lepidoptera, Tortricidae. Gene Ontology annotation, cellular component: proteasome core complex. The coding region runs from base 107 to 898 and encodes 263 amino acids. The record is from RefSeq and is a predicted model, not a curated record.
UACAAAAUUUGUUUGUCAUUUCGAAGCCGCUUGUCAUUCCCCAAGCAAUUUUUGCAACUUUUCUUGUUCGACUUAAUUAUAGCAAAUAAUUUAGUGUAAUUUCACGAUGGCUUUUAUGGGUGACAUGAUGAAUCCUGCUGCGUUUUGGCAAAAUGGUCCCUCUCCAGGUGCUUUCUACAACUUCCCAGGGAACUCAUUUUCAUACGGUCCAGUUAACCACACUGUACAAGAUUUCAAAGCACACUCGGCCCAGCCCAUCACAACAACAACCACAGUCAUCGGCGUCAAGUUCAAUGGAGGCUGUGUGGUGGCCGGAGACAUGCUUGGGUCGUACGGCUCGCUGGCGCGCUUCCGCGACUGCCCGCGUGUUACUAAGGUCAAUGACCUGAUCCUGCUGGGGAAUGGUGGAGACUACGCUGACUAUCAGUACUUGAAGGACAUUAUUGAACAGAAGAUUAUUGACGAGCAAUGCAUUGGAGAUGGUCUGCAGCUGAAGCCCAAGUCUCUCCACUGCUGGCUGACCCGCGUGCUGUACAACAAGAGAAGCAAAAUGGACCCCCUCUGGAGCAACUACAUCGUAGCUGGCAUGCAGGACGGAGAGCCAUUCCUCGGCACGGUCGACAAGCUGGGCACAGCCUACGAGGACGCUGUUGUAGCCACCGGCCUCGGCGCUUAUAUGGCCACCCCGCUGCUGCGCGACGCCGCCGACAAGGGGCCGUUAGACCAGGAGGCCGCUAAGGCCCUGGUCCGUAAAUGUAUGGAGGUCCUUUUUUACCGCGACGCGCGUUCCUUCUGGCGCUACCAACUGGGCGUGGUCACCGCCGCGGGGGUCACCAUCGAGGAGCCAGAGGAACUGAAGGCUGAUUGGACAUUGGCGCACAUGAUUGAGAUGGUUUAAGAUUUAAAUAAAUUCUUCUAAUAA